AUGAAGAUGAUUAUGGGGUUCGCUUCUCUUGUACUGGCUACUGCAGUGGCUACACUCACCGGCAUUCUAGUGAAGAAAAAGCGCCAUCACGACCUCAAGGCGUGUGGCUGUGCCGACGGCGAGUGCUGCAACUCGGUGCGUCCGUCAGAGCGGCGUUAUCAAUUGCCACAUGCUCAUGUGGAGCAUUGGGAUAAGCGUAGCGGCAAGUGUGACCCAAAAUGGGCCCAACUGGCACCGGGAGAUGCUGUAGAAGUAACAGGAGACAAGCCACGCAGCAGUUUCGGGACUCUAAUCCUAUUGCGUCAUGGCCAGAGCGUCUGGAAUCGCAACCCCGACCAUCCCUCGGACCUUUGGCGCUAUGCUGGUUCAAUUGAUAUCCCCUUAAGUGAAGUGGGCAUGCAAGAAGCUUUUGAAGCUGGAAAGCGACUUAAACACGUACCGAUCGACGUAGUAUUCUGCUCACAGAUGGAUCGUGCACGUACGACCAUGUCACUGGCUUUGAGUGUUCACCCUAGUAAAAAAACACCGGUCGUGGAACAUAGCUCACCGCUUGAUAAUCCAGCUUUUGAAGGAGUGAAUGACAAGAACCCUUACGAUUUUAUCAUUCCGGUUUACGUGUCACCUACGCUAAAUGAGAGAAAUUUCGGAGACUUGCAGGGAGUGCCUAGCACAAGGCACACCCGUAUGUUUGACAAAGAGCACGUGGUAAAAAUUCGAAAUGACUACUACACGCGGUUUCCAGGCGAAAAUGGUGAAAGUUGUGAAGACAUUCACAACCGGACAAUUCCAUUCUUCAACUCGUUCAUUUUACCGCAUCUUGCUGCGGGGCGCAAUGUGUUGGUUUCCUCACACGGUUUUGUCAUCCGGACGCUCAUUAAGUACCUUGAUGGAAUGGAUGCGGACGAGUUCAACGAGCAGAUGAAACUGGAGAAGACAGCACCCGAUAAAUGCUUGCUGCUCGCUCCUACUGGUGUCCCGCUGAUGUACAAGUACAACAAGGGAAAGUUUACGAAGAUCGCACAGUCGUGCCGCGACCGUGCCGAGAGUCUGAGCCGAAGCACCGCGCCGUAUUAG
Messenger RNA from Peronospora farinosa, 1074 nucleotides. NCBI's taxonomy places the organism in Eukaryota, Oomycota, Peronosporomycetes, Peronosporales, Peronosporaceae. The record is from the annotation of a GenBank genome assembly.